CUCCUAUCCAUCCUUGCUAACUUGGGUAUUCGCUAUUUAUCAUAUUAUGAUUCUGGAGAGAUAGUAAAACACUACUGACAUGGUGCGCCUCGUCACCACCACACCUAUCCUCUCCGCCCUUGAGGCCAUCCCUCCAUCAUCACGAGAACACCUCGACCUCCCCGAAUCUCUGUCACUGGGGAACCCGAUAUCCCACGACCAGAUAAUCCAAAUAUCUCGCUAUUUCCGAGAAACUCGCAACAUUCAAAAUGGUGACCGGAGUCUCGAUUCCCUCCUCCGCGGGACAAAGCUAUACAUCCCUCCACCACCUCCGAAGCCAGAACCCAGCCCCGAAUACCUAGCCCAAAAAGCCCGCCUCCUUGCCGCCGCCGAAUCAGACGCCUACGCACGCAUGCUCUCACAACCCUCCACAGCUUCACACCCAUCAAACCCAUUAUCAUCAUCAUCAUCAUCAUCAUCACACCCCGCAAUAUUCAACUCAACAACAUCCAAACUCGCCGCCCUCCACGACUCCCACUCCGCCACCCAGGAGGACCCAAACUACACAGACCCACUCACGCCCUCCCUCGUCCUAAACAUCUUUCUCUCCGUGCUUAUCACCGGUUUCAGCGUCUACUGGGCGCUGACGUUCCAGAUGCCGGAUAUACUUGUGUCGAAGGUAUCGUCGACGUGGAGGUCUUCGAGACAGGGUUCUCGUGGGGGUGGAGGAGGUGCGUCUGAGGCGGUCCGCGUGCUGGUUUCGAUCUUUGCUGCCCUGGGGGUAGGUGUUGCGGAGGUGUUGAUUUAUGCGAUUUACCUGGGGAAGAUCGAGCAGGCGAGGGGGAAAGAGGGCCGGCUUCGAGAGCGGAAGGAGGUUAUUGGGCGGGAGGAAGUUGGGGGACGAGAUCAGGCUCUUCCCGUUGGGACGGAGGAUGAUGAUGAGAAGGAUAAGGAUGUUAUAUGGGGACGCGGGCCGAAUGGGGGGUUGCGGAGGAGAGUCCGGGAGAAGUGGGAGGAGACGACGAAAGAGCAGGGACAAGAACAGGAUCAGGAUCAGGAUCAAAACCAGGACCAUGAGAAGGCCGGGUGAUAGUAAGUUGGAUCUUUUGUGCUUCCAGCCCAUUGACUGGACUCAUCUACUCAAUCUGCAGUCAUUCCUGGCUGCAGAUGAAGCAGAACAUGUACGAUAUCUCCCAGGAAGAAUUAUUCGAAAAUACAAACAACUAUGAAUGACUGAAAAGAGG
Messenger RNA from Aspergillus versicolor CBS 583.65, 1223 nucleotides. Its product is annotated as TMEM199/VMA12 family protein. Gene Ontology annotation, cellular component: endomembrane system. The transcript has 2 exons. The coding region runs from base 80 to 1069 and encodes 329 amino acids. The record is from RefSeq and is a predicted model, not a curated record. Gene Ontology annotation, biological process: vacuolar proton-transporting V-type ATPase complex assembly. Lineage: Eukaryota; Fungi; Ascomycota; Eurotiomycetes; Eurotiales; Aspergillaceae.